This is a messenger RNA of Clunio marinus, 453 nucleotides long. NCBI's taxonomy places the organism in Eukaryota, Metazoa, Arthropoda, Insecta, Diptera, Chironomidae. The record is from the annotation of a GenBank genome assembly.
AUGAACAAUCUCACAAUUAUCUUGGGAUUAGCAUUGAUUGCCUUCGCUGCAGCUCAUGGUGGAGAGAGCUAUGUGAAAAGAUCAGAUCAUCAUGGAUAUCAUUCAGUUGUGAGUCACCAUGGUGGACAUGGAGGUGACGAUGGCGGUCAUGGAGGCCAUGGUGGACAUGAUGGAGGUCAUGAUGGAGGUCAUCAUGAUUAUUACCAUCACCCAUCAUACAAAUUCGAAUAUGGAGUGAAAGAUCCACACACCAAGGACCACCCGUCGGUUACCCUCGUGUCUCUACCACUACAGCAGUUCCCACUUAUCACUUUGGAUGAAGCUGAUGGCACCAAACGUGUUGUCAAAUACACUUCAGAUAAGAAAUCUGGUUUCAAUGCUGUCGUUGAGAAAAUUGGACACGCUCAGCAUCCAGCACACUAUGGACAUCAAGAACAUCAUGGACAUUACUAA